CUCACGAUGGGGCUCGGAGUGACCGAUGAUGCGCAUUCAGUCGGGAGCGCGCAUGUGAACAUCGGGCAUGUUGACAGUAACGCGGCGCGUCACGGAGUGCGCAUCUAUCCGGUGACAUCACCGGGACAGCUGUCGGCCAGCAGGCACCUGCAGCAACUGAACACGCAGUACUGUAACCACGGGCAACACGCAUCCCAUCAUCACAACUACAUGCACGAGCCACAAGCUGUUAACUACGGCAGAGACGCAGCGCACCUUGGUGCGCCCGGGUGGACUCCUGCGGGACUCCUGGAACAGGUCCCCGGUAUAGACUCUGAUCAGGUGGACGAGGAGGUUCUGAUGGGGCUGGUGGUGGAGUUCGGUUUGGACCGUGUGAAGGAGCUCCCGGAGCUGUGGCUCGGACACAACGAGUUCGAGCUGGUGGCGGACUUUGUGUGCAAACAGCAGAGCAGAGUGAGCUGAGGAAGAGGAGGCUGAGUGGAAACCUGUGGCUGAAGCGGAGUGCAGCCUGGAGGGUUACUUGUUUACUUUAUUUUCAAAGCAUUCACUAUUCAUUUAGGGACUGUUCUUUAUUCAUCAAAGGGAGGGGUGGAGGCUGGGCUGUGACUUGAUGAAAUAUCACGAGGCUGUUUUAAGAUAGGCUUUUUUCUUUUGACCAACACAUCCUCACUGUGACCUCGUCACAUGUCCACGUUUGGUCAUGGACUUUCCACGUCCACAUAUGACGUCCAAGGU
Messenger RNA from Epinephelus lanceolatus (giant grouper), 735 nucleotides. The record is from RefSeq and is a predicted model, not a curated record. Lineage: Eukaryota; Metazoa; Chordata; Actinopteri; Perciformes; Serranidae.